AUGGCAAAUCUGAACCUAAUUCUGACUUAUGAGUUCUUGGAGCAGAUCACUGCUCAGUCAAAUUUGUAUGCUACACAGGAAAACGACCGAUUAAAUUUAACUGUUGAUGAACUCAGAGCAUUCUUAGAAAUACUUGUUAUUAUGAGAUUCAGUCCAUUACCUAGUGUUAGACUGUUUUGGAGUAAUGACAGAAAAUUUUACAACAGUAGAGUUGCACGAGUGAUGCCUGUAAAACGUUUCUUGAAAAUUAUGAGAUUUUUACACUUAAAUGACAAUUACAAAAUACCAAAAAAGGGUGAAAUUGGAUUUGAACGAUUAUACAAGUUCAUACCUAUGUUGGAUCACCACAACAGUUGUUUCAAGAAGUUGUUCCAUCCUGCCAGAUAUUUGUCAGUUGAUGAAUCUAUGGUAGGAUUCAAAGGAAGACGUUCCUUGGAACAGUAUAUGCCAAAUAAACCAAUUAAAAGAGGUUUUAAAAUCUAG
Molecule: messenger RNA, 483 nt
Organism: Schistocerca americana (American grasshopper)
Lineage: Eukaryota; Metazoa; Arthropoda; Insecta; Orthoptera; Acrididae
Product: piggyBac transposable element-derived protein 3-like
Exons: 1
Coding region: 1-483 (160 amino acids)
Source: RefSeq, a predicted model, not a curated record